GGCAGGCAAAGCUGCCGCCCAGGCCCAGACCCUGGCUGACCUAGAGGAGGCGGCGCAGACCUGAGACCCUCCUGGUGUGGGCGGACGUAGGCUCCUGUGAAGCGUCUCCUGCCAAGCCAAGGCUGACCUUGGCCUGCUGCCCUCCCAUCUACCCGGGGCAUUGCUCACUCUGCGCCCUGACCUCAACAGGCUGCUCCUCACACCAGACUGAGGACUGACCCACGACCAGGCCCUGCUCCUUAGAGCUGGAGACCGGACAACCAGCCAGUGCCCACCCACGCGUCCUAGCCUUGUGGCUUUCGCCAUGGUGAAGUUGCUACCGGCCCAGGAGGCCGCCAAGAUCUACCACACCAAUUAUGUGCGCAAUUCCCGCGCCGUGGGGGUGAUGUGGGGCACGCUCACCAUCUGCUUUUCAGUGCUGGUCAUGGCCCUCUUCAUCCAGCCGUACUGGAUAGGCGACAGUGUGAGCACGCCGCAGGCUGGCUAUUUUGGCCUGUUCUCCUACUGCGUGGGCAACGUGCUGUCGUCGGAGCUCAUCUGCAAGGGCGGCCCUCUGGAUUUCUCCUCUAUCCCCUCCAGAGCGUUCAAGACCGCCAUGUUCUUCGUGGCCUUGGCUAUGUUUCUCAUUAUUGGCUCCAUCAUCUGUUUCAGCCUGUUUUUUGUCUGUAACACAGCCACAGUCUACAAGAUUUGCGCCUGGAUGCAGCUGGCUGCGGCCACAGGCCUAAUGAUUGGAUGCCUGGUCUACCCAGAUGGUUGGGACUCCAGUGAGGUGCGGCGUAUGUGUGGUGAGCAGACGGGCAAAUACACCCUGGGCCACUGCACCAUCCGCUGGGCCUUCAUGCUGGCCAUCCUCAGUAUCGGAGAUGCUCUCAUCCUCUCCUUCUUGGCUUUUGUGUUGGGAUACCGGCAAGACAAGCUCCUCCCUGAUGACUACACAGCAGAUGGGAAAGAGGAAGUCUGAAGCAACCGAGGGUUGGUGAGCGACUCUUCUGGCAGGCCAUUGUUUCCCUGGUGAGGACUUGGGACUUGGAUCCUUUGGAGAUGAAAAUGUUGCCUCCAGCUUCCUGUUCCAGCUCCUCCAGGCCUGGGACAUAGUCUCAGCACAGGGCAGAAACCCCCAGUCUCCUAAGCUGCCCACAGACAGCCACCUGCAGCACACAGCCGCCACGGAAGACUUCCAGGGGCUGAGUGGCACGAGGGGACUCAUCCAGGAGUCCCAGUUUCCUUCCUAGAUAGUGACCCCAGUAGCCACUUUACUCUUUGGCGGCCUCUCUGCGGUACAUUAGGUUUCUGAGUCCAUGCUUAGGGGCCCAAGCUUAUGGCUUUGGCCAAGUGGGAAACUGGCUGGAGCUGAGGGUGGUCAGUGGGGCCUCUCUGCUUCUCCAUUGUUUUCAUAUUGCUUCUCAGAGAUGGGUGAGGAAUGGAGGCCAA
Molecule: messenger RNA, 1434 nt
Organism: Acomys russatus (golden spiny mouse)
Lineage: Eukaryota; Metazoa; Chordata; Mammalia; Rodentia; Muridae
Gene: Lhfpl5
Product: LHFPL tetraspan subfamily member 5
Exons: 4
Coding region: 305-964 (219 amino acids)
Biological process (GO): sensory perception of sound; detection of mechanical stimulus involved in sensory perception
Cellular component (GO): plasma membrane
Source: RefSeq, a predicted model, not a curated record